Messenger RNA from Chenopodium quinoa (quinoa), 1893 nucleotides. Its product is annotated as DAR GTPase 2, mitochondrial-like. Gene Ontology annotation, cellular component: mitochondrion. Bases 24 to 1166 code for a protein of 380 amino acids. Lineage: Eukaryota; Viridiplantae; Streptophyta; Magnoliopsida; Caryophyllales; Amaranthaceae. The record is from RefSeq and is a predicted model, not a curated record. Gene Ontology annotation, molecular function: GTPase activity; GTP binding. The transcript has 8 exons.
UUGCGGAAAAUAAAAAGAAGAAAAUGACAAAGCAGGAAAGCUUACUGUUGAUGGCGAAACGAGUAGGUGAUACAGUUAGAAAAAUGGCGGGAGAUGGUAAAAGCUUGUAUACUCCUUUCAUGGCGGCAGCUUCUAAUGCUGUUUCUCAGCGUAUUGCUAGUGUUGAUUUUGUCCUUGAUCUUCGAGAUGCUCGGAUACCAUUGUCAUCAGAAUGUGAGCUACUUAGGAGACUAUCUUCUUCUUCGUCUUCACGUCGCAUUGUAGUUUUAAACAAGGUGGAUCUUGCUAGUCGCUCAAAUGUCAAGGAAUGGACAAGGUAUUUCGAACGAGAAAGCUUUCCGACAUUCGGUGUGAAUUCACAUAAUAAAGAUAACAUUCAAGAGUUCCUAGGUUUUUUACAAAGCCAAGUGAGAGCUUUGAAGAAAGCGGAGCCUGAAAGGCAUACCAUAACAAUGAUGUUGGUUGGUAUCCCCAAUGUUGGGAAGUCGGCUCUUGCAAAUUCCUUGCAUCACAUCGGGCGGAUUAGUGCUGCAGAGAAAGGGAAUCUGAAGCAUGCAGUUGUCAGCCCUAUUCCCGGUGAGACGAAGGGUAUUUGCAGCUUGAAGGUUGCUAGCCAUCCUAGCAUUUAUAUCUUGGAUACCCCCGGUAUUCUACCACCACAGCUGAUAGAUGUGGAAGUCUGCGCCAAGUUAGCUUUAACAGGAGCUCUCAGAGACAAUUUAGCAGGCGAAAAAGCACUUGCACAAUAUUUUCUCUCUGUCCUAAACUUUAACCAUGAGUACCAGAAAUGGGAGAAGCUAUCUACCUUUGAGCUUCCCAAUUCAGGAAACAAUGACAAUGUUUUGCCACGCAUUGGUAGCUUUGAAAACAAAACCUCAACACCAGAAAUCAUCACGGACCAUACUCAGGAUUCAGUAGUACUCUCAGUUCGUAGAAGUCUGUUUGAAGCUGUUACAUCCUUCAGAGGUAAUUUACGAGAAGAGGAGGAACUGUUAAGGCUUAUAAAAGCAGAGUUUGACGUUUUGAAAAAGGCUUUUAAAUUGCCAACAGGGCCAGAGGAGGAUAUUGAGCACAAAGUUGCAGUUAAAUUACUAAAUCUUUUUCGAACCGGGAGACUUGGUCAUUAUAUAUUAGACUCCAUACCUGUAAACAUCAAAGAUGUCUAACCCUAGUUUGGUUAACCAUUGUUUUAUGCUGAAGGUCUACUUAAUCCAGUAUGAGCAGUCAUGGCAGGGGUUUGGAUUACAGAGUACCUUGGGUGUUCGACUGUUUGUAGACUUUGUACGGAGUAUAUUGUAUACACAUUGGGUAAUAUGAUAAAAGCCUAACUGGCAAUCGUAUUUCAUGUAUCUCUCUUCUACUCAAACGAAACGUGCUCAUAACGAAAGCAUUACCAAUUACCUCCUGUCUGCACUUUUACAAUGCAUUCCUGUAUAAACUGCUAAAAAAACCCAACCACAUUGAAUCAUUGUACAGAAUAGAACAAGCAGUAACAAAACUACUCAAAUAUCUUUUAUGUUAACUCACAACAAUAAUCCAUCAAGAAGCCAACUCCAACUGGGUCACAUUUUCAGAAAUGCCUUGCUAGGCCUUAAAACUGACACUAAGGAGUGUACUUCGUAUUUUGAGUGAGUGCAGACUGCAGAACGUGAAUAAACCCAUUUGCAACAUUAUUUCUGCCAUCUUAGGAAAGUGAUCCAAGGCACUCAAAAGUCAUAAACCACAAAACUUCCUACUAUCAUAACACAGCUUCAGAUUGGCACCAAUUCCAAGUGCUUGACAUGACGCAGCAAACCCCACCUGCUCUAACAACCUAUGCUACCCAUCCCUCUACAAACCUCUAGUGAGGUUAGGACAACACCACAGCCUGAACUGCCAGGGUUAAUUCAACAG